Messenger RNA from Osmia lignaria (orchard mason bee), 4291 nucleotides. Its product is annotated as very long chain fatty acid elongase 7. Gene Ontology annotation, biological process: fatty acid elongation, monounsaturated fatty acid; fatty acid elongation, polyunsaturated fatty acid; sphingolipid biosynthetic process. Lineage: Eukaryota; Metazoa; Arthropoda; Insecta; Hymenoptera; Megachilidae. The record is from RefSeq and is a predicted model, not a curated record. Gene Ontology annotation, cellular component: endoplasmic reticulum membrane. Gene Ontology annotation, molecular function: fatty acid elongase activity.
CAGCUGUAAUCAACAGAAACUCCCCUAAGCAGUGAUAUUUUGUUUUGUGAUCAAUUCGUUACUCUGAUGACAUUUACUUCUCUAAACAUUUACACUUGCGAGCAGAAAUAUUCAAAACAUUUUUAUUCAAAGACUCGAGGCAAGAUGACGAGUAUAGUAGCGGAUCUGGUGCACGGAUACAGGGACCUGAUGGAUAACAAGUCCGAUCCCCGGGUGAACAGUUAUAUCCUGAUGAGCAGCCCGUUUCCGACCAUGGCGAUAUGCCUAUUUUAUGCUUAUUUCAGCAAGGUUUUGGGACCGAGGCUAAUGGAAAAUAAAAAGCCUUUCAAACUUCGGGGUAUCUUAAUAGGGUACAACCUGAUACAAACAAUAUUCUCCACGUGGAUCUUCUACGAGUACUUGAUGAGUGGCUGGGCGAAAGGAUACAGCUUCCGGUGCCAACCGGUUGACUAUUCGCACAGCCCAAUGGCGCUACGAAUGGUGAACACGUGUUGGUGGUAUUUCAUCAGCAAAUUCACCGAGUUCUUCGAUACCCUAUUUUUCAUUUUGAGGAAGAAGACUCAACACGUGUCGACGCUUCACGUGAUCCACCAUGGUAUAAUGCCUUUCUCCGUUUGGUUAGGGCUCAAGUUCGCGCCAGGUGGCCACAGCACUUUCUUCGCCCUUUUGAACACUUUUGUUCACAUAAUAAUGUACUUCUACUACAUGGUGGCUGCGAUGGGCCCUGAGUAUCAAAAGUACAUCUGGUGGAAGAAGUACCUGACUACCUUGCAAAUGGUGCAAUUCGUGUUGAUCAUGAGUCACCAGUUCCAGCUGUUCUUCACAGAGUGCGAUUAUCCUCGUAGCUUUAUGAUAUGGAUCGGUCUGCACGGCGUGCUAUUCCUAGGAUUAUUCUCAGACUUUUACAAAGCAAAAUACGUAGACAAAUCGAAAUUGUCGGCGAAACAAAGUUCACAGAAUGGCUCGUCGACGACCGGCAUGUGUAUGCCGGUACUCGAGGACGAAUCGACGCCACGGCAAAAUGGCGUCUCGUCGUACGCGACCAUCUACAACAAAGAAUACAACAGUUGUUACAGCAACGGCACGAACAACGGUUACGUUGCCAAUAACAACACAGAGAAGAAGCUCGCUUAGGACGUUCUUCUGGUGUUUCGUAAUUUCGAGAACAACAAUUAUCGGGACAGAGCAAAAACACCUAAACAUGUACACACACACACACACAUACACACAAAAUAUUGUUUAAUUGUACCGUUCAAUCUCGCGUCCUCGACGUUUCUUCGAGGAUCCUGCAACGGUUCCACGUUGAUCGCAGUGGCUGUUUAUUUCUUUUUUUUUUCUCUCUCUCUCUCUUUCCCUCUCUAUUUCGUAUCUUCGCCACGAGGAGCAUGGUAUACGCGCGAGAAUAAACGAUGCUAGUUAAGAAUAAUUGCGGAUUCUGUGUUCAUAAUAAAACGCGUACAGUCGUCGGCGAGUGAUCAGCUGAACGCUUUAAAUCAUUUCACGUUAACACUGUCAACGGGCUGACGAUUACUUUUCUCUCUUCCUUACGUGGUGGAUGGAUCGGCAAUGUUACGAGGGAAGGACCUGUUUAACCCUUUCGUUAUGACGCUAUAGUGGCUGUGCAUUCACGCUUAUCCUUUUCUGUACCAUUGUAGCGAGUGAGACUGUUGGUACACACCUAAUCACCGCCACUAUAAUGGUUUUCUAGUCGUGAUUCGUUUUUAGAAAGAGAAAAGAGGAAGAGGAACCUCCGCAAUCUAUCCAAUAUUUUCACAAACUUGUUUGAUUUGAAGAACGUUGAAACUUGUAAACUGACUACACGUUUUCUAUCUUCGUAGCAAAAGGGUUAAGAGAAUAAAGGUCACUUCUACGUUGUUGUGUAUACAUAUAUUAAUCUAGCAAUCGCAUUCGCAACGGGAUUGCGAAUGAACAACCGUGAACUAUCGUCGGCUCGUGGAUAGCUUUAUUAAGCAAACGAGAAGAACGACGAAGGUAUGCAAAUGGCGUAUAAAGCGCACACGGUUCAUUGAAUAAUAAUCGAAGUAAUUAUAUAGAACAGGGUCCAACACUUCAGUAAUUUCAGUAACCUUGAUACAUGUUAUGAAGACGAGUGUCCUUAGUAAUUUUAUUGUAUUACAUAUAGUUAUCGCUUGUUUUUAGUUUUCCAUGAUCCAAUUUUUGUUUUCAGCUUAUGAACAUUUUUAUGCGACAGUAGUUUGAAUAAUCAAAUUCACAUUAAUUAUUUAUAUGCUGCGCGCUAUUUAAAAUAUGUUUGCGUAUAUUUCUAAAGUUGAACGAUGAUUAUAUGUACCCAUGAAAUUGCUCGGAAAAUUAAUCUUAAUAAUAUAUAUCAAGAUGAUUGAAAUCGGUGAAGUGAACCCUAUCUUAUACAGGGUGCCCCAUACAAUUGGGACAAGCUGUAUCUUUAAAACGGAUCGUUGUAAAGAUCUAGUUUGACCCAGUUGCGCGAGACACCUUGUAUAAUUAUUAAUAAUCGAUCCUCGUCGAAAAGGUUCUGUUUCCCGCACGCGAUUCCUAGUCGUGUAUUUUUUCGUUUUUCUCUCUCUCUCUCUCUUUCUCAAUCUUUUUUUAAUUUGUCAGUCGCGUGCGUUGCGUGUGGAUGAGAAAGUGUGUGAUCGGUUAGCUAGUUUAGACACGAUUGCGAGGCAUUUCUCUGAUUGGGACCCCCCUUUACCUUUCAACCGUAAUUCCUCCCCUGUCGUCGUCCAACUCUGUCUCCCUAAUGCCCCGAUUGUGUUCAAAGCUUUGGUGUUCGUUGUAGAAAAUAAGCGUGAGUCGAUUCGCGUGCAAGGAGAUAUAAUCGUACGGCUCUUUCCUCUCGAAACAUAUGGUUCUGGCCACCGUGAUAUACGAGCGUUAUUGGUUCAAUAAAUUGUUGUUAACACAGUGGCUGCUAUAGGUGUUACCUGAGAAGAAAAAGCCCUGGGCGCUACCUGAGUUACCGAAGCUGAUUAACAAAAUGUAAAUUUUUACACCCUUGGACACUGAUUUAAUUUGAAGAUUCUUUUUUACAUAAAUUUAGGAAGUGAAAUAACAAAGUGAAAUUCUGAUCACCAAUGACCCCGUAUAUCAGUCAACGUGUUAAGAAAUAUUUAGAAUUGAAAUCGUCGGUGGUGAGAUCGAAAUUCCAAUGAGUUUCGAAGAGGAAAAUAAAAAAAAAAAAAAUUUCACGACGAAAUUAAACUCUUGUUCGCCGUUUGUUUUGAGCUUGGGCUAGAUUAACCCUUGCACAACGGAAUCGUGGCCAAACAAGACCAAGCAAAGUAAAUAUUGUCAUUGAUAAAUGGUUGAGUAAUUAAGAACUUUCUACCGUAGCAAACCAACGAUAUAAUUUUUCUUUAAAUUCUUAUUACAUAAUUAUUGAAAUAUCGCUCAACUGUCAGACAGUCAGUAUACAUUGAGUCUUAAAUGACCCAGUAUCCGCUGUCCAAGGGUUAAAAGAGAAAGAAAUGGUGGAAUGUAUACUCGUAUGUUACGAAUGGAAAGGAAAGAGAAAACGGUUUACCCUAGGAAUCGUAUACAAAUCUCGUGUUAAGAUUACAGACUUUUUGUACUCUUCCUGUUACGGGGAAAGAAUUUAAAGGAUUUUUAUUUAUGACCGCACAGAGAAAUAAAAGAAAAUCUAAGGUAAAAAAAAAAAAGGAAAAAAAGAAAAAAAAAGUGAAGAAGAUGAAGAUGAUGAAAUCGAAUUCGAUCCUGUAAAAAUUUGAUGUUGUAUAUUUUUACAAAGGAAAUAGAUCGGAUCGCAUAAUAAAUGAAACGUUGACGUUAAAUAUGGGUGUCAAAAGACGUGCUUUCCUGUGAAAGUAUUCGUAUUAUUGAAGUUUAUUAUGCCAAGAUUUUAAUAACGUAUUAGAGAAGUAUUUCAGAGCAAUUUGUAAUAAAAAAGACAAAAAACGAUGAAGAAAAAAAAAAAACAAAGAUACGCUGAAAGAAAAGAAUAACAUCGUCAAGACUGUUAAUGUAGACGUAAUGUUGUACGAACUAUAAAAAUAUUAUCUUCGAAUUUCGACUAAAAAAAAAAAAAAAAAAUCCGUUCUUUUACUAUUAUUUUAGCUUUUAACGAGUUUGUUAUUGUUGUUGUGGUUGUUUCUAUUUUUUAUCUCGUCUGAUCCUUGUCGUUUCAAAUUGUACAGGAAUUGAUCUUCGAACAAUUUUUAUAUCUUCAAAGCUCAAAAGGUGUUAUUUCUCAAACUGUUUCAACAGAACAUUGAAAAAAACUGAUAACAGAAGCGGAAAACUGUUGAUUGUACACAAAAAAAAAAAAAAA